AUGCCUAUUCUGGGUUUUUGGAGAUCGUCCAAAACAAAAGGAUGGAAGUUUCUUGUUGAUGAAGAAACAGGAGGUAGAUUACUUACUUUGGACACAAGCAAAACCUUUAACAACCUAAGAGUUAUGGUUUGUGAGGACUUUAGAACCGAUGUAAACUUGGUCAAUAUCGAGCUGAGUUACUUACCUUCCGAUUUGGUGAUUGGCCUCGACUCACCACCUGUUUUCAUCACCAAUGAUCGGCAACUCAAAAAAUUUCUUACAUAUGUGAAGACCAAAGCUUCAACGCGGUUAUGUGUGUGUAUUCGAUCUAAGGUCGGAUUUGACUUGAAAGAAGAGCAUGCUGAGUCGCCUAACAGAGAGGAAGUGGGUAUCUCGUGUGAAGUUUCAGAUGAUAUUGAUGGUGAAGCCGAGCUUGAAGAAGAAGAUGCGAAGAUAGAUGAAAGUGAUGAUGAAAACAAGUCUUGGGAGACACAUGAGUAUGCAAUAAAUGUUGUGAGAGGCAUUCUGGAGAAGGGUUAUGAAAAAGUUCUCAAAUACUUGUACAUGAUGAAGGAAGCUAAUCCAGGAUCACACACAUUUUAUGAAACUGAGAGCAAUGGGAGAUUCAGAUUCCUCUUCAUCUCACAUGGUCAGUCUAUUUGCGGUUUUUAUGCUGCCAUUCGAAAAAUUAUUGUUGUGGAUGGGACUUUUUUGAAGAGCAAAUACAAAGGAGUAUUAUUAGUUGCUACUGCUUUGGAUGGAAACUCGAACCUAUAUCCUAUUGCAUUUGGAGUUGUCGACUCAGAGAAUGACCGCUUGUGGGAAUGGUUUAUGAGACAACUUAAUGUUGUCAUUGCUGAUGAUCAGAGUUUAGCUUCUGUGUCUGACAGGAAUACUUCACUUUCUAAAGCUCUUGCAAAAGUGUAUCCGCAUUCUCAUCAUGGAAUUUGCAUUCACCACUUGCUGAACAAUGUUGUUACAUAUUUCAAAGGUAAAGGAGUCGCUGGUUUGGUUGCAAAGGCUUUUAAAGCUUCCCGAGUUGCUGAUUUUAAGAAGCAAUUCACUGUUAUUUUCUCAAUUAGUCCUGCAAUUGGAAACUAUCUAAUACAAGCUGAUGUGAAAAAGUGGGCUCGUUGUCAAUUUUCGGGUUACAAGUACGAUGUUAGGACCAAUAACCCUGCUGAAUCAAUAAAUUCUACUUUGCGUUUGCCAAGAGAGUUUCCAGUUAUACCUUUGUUGGAUAUCAUAAGGGAAAUGAUGACUCGAUGGUUUUUCAAACGUAGAACUUUAAGUUCUAAGCAUAAACAGCCACUGACCGUUGCUGUAGAGAAGAAGAUUGAUCGAAGGAUUGAGAAGGGUAAGAAGUUUCAGGUUUUCUGGUAA
This is a messenger RNA of Brassica napus (rape), 1362 nucleotides long. RefSeq lists its product as uncharacterized. NCBI's taxonomy places the organism in Eukaryota, Viridiplantae, Streptophyta, Magnoliopsida, Brassicales, Brassicaceae. The transcript has 2 exons. The record is from RefSeq and is a predicted model, not a curated record. The coding region runs from base 1 to 1362 and encodes 453 amino acids.